AUGGAGACUCAGAUUAGCAGUCUGAUUUCUGCUAGAGAGGUUGCAUUCCAGAAACCGCAACUGUAUACAGACAUCUUUCACAACCUUCUUCCGUUCAUCUACAAUCAAAAUACUACUUUACAAACCUUGGUUAUUGACUUUCUCAAAGAAUCUUUUGUGGAUGAAAAAUUGGAUAAAGAGCUUCAGCUUCAGCUGGCUGAUGAACUGCUUCAACCUUUGAGUUACCUAAUUUCCUCAAAGUCUCAUCUAGAAUUGCCAAGGGCCCCUUCACCUGCUAAUUUUGUCAAGAUUAUUCAAUUGACCAACCAUAUAUAUCCGAUCAUUUUCAAAAAGUGUCUGUCCAGCCCCCAGAUGCAGGACUUGGAGUCCAAAUGGGACCAAUUACAGAGUUUGAGGGACAAUUUGAUUCAAAAAUUUGGUACUGCAUAUCCUUUACUCCCACUGAAUCCUGAAUCGGACGCCAGUCGCUCAACCAGAUCUAACAUAACGCUAGUUAUGUUCAUCACAAAUGUGUUGUCAAUACUUAGUAUUGCUCCACCAAAGGAUCCAAGAGCAGCUAGGGCUAGAAAAUUGAAGAACACACCGGAGGAUCUAUCUAUAGUGAGUAUCCCAAGUGAUCACAAAUUUCUUAACAUGACUCGUCUGGAGGUUGAAGGAAGACAAAUUUUAGACGUCCUCUUUGAUGCUUUAAAUGAUUCCAGGAUAAUAAACUCCCCGUUAUUUUGUGUCAUUACAAACCGUCUGUUAACAUUGUUCAAGAAAAGACCAGGUUUAGUAAGCGUCAAACUGUUUGAUUUCAUGAUAGCCUAUGAAUCAAUGAAUAAGGAAGACCCACUCUUUGAGUCGAACCAGUUGAAAAUGCGCCUUAUUCGAAGGUUCAACGAUCGUAUUCUGAAAGUAAUGAUAGGAUAUUGUCUAAAUAAGAGUUUUGUGAAAGAUACGAAGUUACUCAAAAGGUUCCAGAACAAAUUCACUUACUACCAGGGCAUGUUUGAAGAUCAACGUAAGAGGGGUCUGUUGAAACCAGAUAGUCAUGAAAUUAAGAGAGAAGAAAAGAGGGCUGAAUUUAAGAAGAAAAAAAUUACCGGAAAUGAAAGUUUGGAAGAGCAACUUCAGAACAACCCUUCCGAAUCACCCCUUUUUUACUACAAUUCAAGCCCAAUAACGCCUGAUUUGUCUUACUCAUCAUUAUACUCAUUAAUAUCGCCAAACAAUAAACUGGCUAGCUUCAAUAUGAGUGAACUACCACAGAACAUUUUGAUUGACAUGAUUGCAUAUUCUUUACAAAAUACAACUACUAGAAAACUAGUAAAAGGACUAGAAAUAAUCUCUGACAGAUUUCAGAAUGUAAUGAAAUUUCAACAAAACUACACCAUCUCCCAGGACCAGGAUAUACAAAUUGCGAAUGUCCCGGAUUCAGUGAAGCGAGAGGAUGACAAGGAUUUGCAGGAUGAUUACAACCCAGAUCUCGUAUAUGAACUUCCUUUACCUAAUUAUAUGACAUUCAAAGAUCAAAAAAAGCAACUUCUAAAAAUUAUUAGCCAGUUCAUGGAAUUGGCGCAGUUGGACUACAAACAGCCAAUUCUUUCUGAUGUUUCGAAUGAUGAUUCUUUGAAUGGUGUUGCUUUAUCAUCGUGGAAGGAAAAUACGUGGUUGGUCUUCUUAACGAGAUUAGCUACGCGUGGAUUAUGUGAUGCUCAGCACACCAACGAAGAUGGAACUGUAGAGAAUCUUAAUGACUUGGUUAGAGAUGCCAUCUUCACAUAUUUUACUGCCGAUAUUCGUGGCAGAAUAGAUGUUGUCAUUGAUUGGCUCAACGAAGAAUGGAUUUGUGAAGUUGCUAGAAAUCGCAAAGAGGACAAUGAAGUUCCGGAUACACCCGUGUACAAUGCUUGGGGAUCCAAAGUUUUGGAUAACAUAAUUCCAUUCAUGGAGAAUAGCGAUAGAAAAAUCUUCCUGCGAUUACUCUCUGAGCUCCCAUCUCUGAACGAACAGAUGGUGGAGAAAAUCAAAUCCAUUUGUUUGGAUCCAAUUCGUUACAAGUUUGGCUUUGUUUCAUUGCAAUUUCUUAUUAUGUUCAGGCCUCCGCUGAAAGACAUUGCAAUCAAUUUGUUUAGAAGGCUUUAUCAGGAAACAGAUCUAGAUGAUUUGAAAGCUGAGUGUCUUUCCUACUUGAAAAAAUACUGUCCAGGUGAAUAUACUUAG
This is a messenger RNA of Komagataella phaffii GS115, 2205 nucleotides long. Its product is annotated as Subunit of holo-CPF, a multiprotein complex and functional homolog of mammalian CPSF. Gene Ontology annotation, cellular component: mRNA cleavage and polyadenylation specificity factor complex. The record is from RefSeq and is a predicted model, not a curated record. The coding region runs from base 1 to 2205 and encodes 734 amino acids. The transcript has a single exon. NCBI's taxonomy places the organism in Eukaryota, Fungi, Ascomycota, Pichiomycetes, Pichiales, Pichiaceae.